CUUCAUUAGAUCUUUACAUAACUGAAUUAACAGAUCAUCAAUCACUUUUCAACACUUUUCUGGAAUAAAAAUCGAGCAAUUGCAUGGUAUACACUUUUACCUCUACCAAAUGGCAUAAUAUCAAUAUGAUACACAUUUAAAUAUUUAUAUGAAACCAGCAUGUAUUCAGAAGAGGGUAGCAGAGAAUAAUAGCUAUUAGAAGGCCCUUAACUAUUUAGGGAAUAUUUGGAAGACUAGAAAUUCUAAAAUUUUAGAAAACAAUUACUCUUAUUCAGCCUUGUUAUUUUAAGGAAAUGAAGCCUGUAGUCACAUGAAUCUGGCCAGUUACUCUUUAAACUCACUCUGAGAGAAGACAAAAUUAUGGGAGUUCCUAAGUGUACCAUAGGAACUGGAAACUGAAUGGAGAGACAUAAAGUGUUUCUCUACUUGAGGGGUAGAUUGUUUCGCAGUCUGCUGUUACCUUUUUGUUUGACUUCCCAGCUCACCAGCAAGCACAUAUGUGCUUCUCAGGCUACCAGAAUCCUUCCCAUCAGCUCUUGUAUCUUUCCCAGCUGAUAGUUAAGACAUCAGAGGCAGGUAGCCUGUGGGUGACUGGGAAGAAAGGAUGUGAGUAGUAAAGGGCUCUGAGAGAGAACUGAAAUGAUGAAGGGAGGGAUGAAGUCAGCAACAGUGAGGGGGUUGGUUUUGUUGCUGUAGAAGUUGCAGGGGUUUAGAAGAUAAAUAUGAGAAAAUCUUGUCUUAUUUAGUUAAUAAUUUCUCCAGACACUGACUUGUAAAUUAGUCAUAUUUUAAAGAAAGACAACAAAAUGCAAUGUCAUGCUCCAUACAUGCGUUUUCCAAUUUAGGGAAAAAAUAAUUUCUAUAUUAAACACUGUACUAAUAAUUCAUCUAAAUUUGAUGGAUUAGAUGUGCCUUUUGCUAUCAUUGAAAAAGAUAUUUUAUGUGUUUAAAAUAUUGUGCUAUGUAUUUAGUUGUGGAACCUUCUUUUACAGCUAUUUCAUGAACAUAGAAAGAUAAUACACUUUCAGAAAACAGUUUUGCAGUGAUUGUUCCUGAUCCUGUGUUGUGAACAGCUACUGCCUCUGUUUGCUAUAUGUUUGGACAAACUUUCUGACAAUAUGUUUUUUGUUUGUUUUCCAUUUGGUUUUGUGCUGCUUUUCUAUUAUUAUGAUAUUCUACUCCUAAUAUAAAACAUUGAGAGAGGGGGGUCAGUUACGUUGGAACACUCUCUGAAGUCUGAUGUUCUGUUUAACAUUAUUUAACUUCAGUGUUAGCUAUUUCUUCCUAUUGUUUUAUAGCUCAGAGUGACUAUUAACAUUCUCUAGGAAUAAAAAUCAUAUUAGAUCUCUUUAAAUCAGGUUAUCUUAACUAUUGUCAACUGUGGUUGUUUUAACUUGCUGCUAAAGGGCAUGCAUCUUCUUAAGCUUUCCUUGUAUUUUUGUCACUUCAGGACAAAACUGGAAAACGUUUCUGUGGAACAGGGUGAAAUCCUGACCAACCUGUUUGUUGGGGGGUUUUUUAUUCCUUAAGCCUAUUUUUUCUGUGGGAAAAGAUACAAACUAACAAUACAAAGGUCCAUCUCCUCCAUGUAAUUUUGAAUAACAAAAUUGAUUUUGUUUUUGUAAUGUGGCUGAUAUUCUCUCCAAGUGCCUUAGUCAUGUCAUUGUGUUUUGAUGAUCAUCUCUUUAUAUUUAAAACACUGAAUUUUGUGUUCUCAUUAAUACUGAAAUAUUUUUGUGCAACAGGUUUUUUUCUUUUAAGAUACUCUCUGUGGUUUGUAUGGUGUUUGUGAACAUUUUUCUAUAGUGCAAGAUGUAAUUUGGUUAAUAAUGUUGCAUAAAACUAAAGUUUUUAAUUUGUGUGCAAACUGCUUGCAUGGAAGUAUCACUUAGUUUCUUGUAUUAAACUCUAUAAAAUCAUCUUUCUCUUGCCAACAUGACUUGGACUUCAUCUUGGUUUUGAUAACAAUGGUGCCCUUGUAGGACCCAGAAGCACAAGGCACAGCAAUCCCGAGGAGCAUGCCACUUACUAUUUCAACACCUUCUCUAAGGAGAUGUUAGUCCAGGCAAUGGUUGGAAUAUUACAAAUUAAUGGGCAGGGAGAAGAAAGCACAUUAAUGCAAGACUUAAAGCCUUUUCGAAUUCUUAUCAGUUUGCUGGAUAAGCCUGAACUAGGCCCUGCCAUACUAGAGGAUGUAUUGAUUGAAGUGUUUCGAACAUUAUAUACACAGUGCAAAGCAGAACUGGAGCUUCAGGCAGAACCAUCUUUCAACAAAGAUCACGCACAGCUAAGCAGCAAACUGAGAGAAAACAAGAAAACGGCGGAAUUGAUUAAAACUGCCAAUCUUCUUUUCAAUUCCUUUGAGCCUUAUUAUAUGUGGGAUUACAUUGCUCGUUGGUUUGAAGAAUGUUGUAGGAGGACAUUACAUGCCAGACUUCAAACUGGGCCUGGAGGUGAUAGCGAGCAAUCUGAGUUACCUCUGACAAAUUUCUGCUUGUUAGUGGAUUUUUUGUUGGAUAUUGUUUCUUUGCCUACUAGAAGUAUGAGAGUCCUGUGUCAGGAGACUUACAUUGAAAUACAGACAGAACACUUGCCUCAGCUGUUGCUCAGGAUGAUUUCUGCGUUGACAAGCCACCUUAAUACUCUGCAUUUGUCUGAGCUUACUGAUUCUCUGAGACUCUGCUCGAAGAUCCUUAGUAAGGUUCAGCCGCCGUUGCUAUCUGCUGGUACAGAUGGUAUCCUGCAGCUUCCUAGUGGACACAGCAGCUCCAUCAAAGAAUGGGAAAAUAAAAAGGUGCCAUCAGUUUCACUUGAAAAUCCUAACGAUGUGUUUGAAGAUGGUGAAAAUCCUCCAAGCAGUCGAUCAUCGGAAAGUGGAUUCACUGAGUUUGUACAAUACCAGGCAGAUACAACUGAUGACAUUGACAGAGCACUGAAUGAAGGUCACGGUGCACCUGGCAUUCCUAUUAUUGGUAGCACAUCCUCAGAGACUGAGACAGCAUCAACUGUGGGAUCCGAGGAGACCAUUGUACAGCCUCCUUCCAUAAUGACACAGGGGGCAGCAACUCGUAGUGGUAAAACGAUCCAAAAGACUGCAAUGCAGUGCUGUUUGGAGUAUGUCCAACAGUUUUUAACCAGAUUUAUCAACCUGUAUAUCAUUCAGAGUAAUUCCUUGUCUCAGCCCUUGGGGGCAGAGCUUCCGGUGGACCUCACUACAGUGCAAGGACAGAGCACAAAACAGGACAGAGAAUCACAAGAUGAUGCUAAGGUAAAGAAAACAAACAAGAAAACACCACCAAAAGAGUACCUUCCUGCCUUUAUUGCUGCUUGUCAACUGUAUCUUGAAUGUUCAAGCUUUCCCGUUUACAUUGCUGAAGGAAACCGUACUUCGGAAUUACAUCCUGGGAAGCCUGAAGUUGACUGUGAACAAGUACAUCCUCCACUGUGGCUACAGACUUUAAUGCAUGCUUGCAAGCAAGCAAGUGAUUUCAGUGUUCAGGGUGUUACUAUUUCCCUUGUGAUGGACUUGGUUGGAUUGACUCAAUCUGUUGCUCUUGUCACUGGAGAAAAUCUGAACAGUGUGGAAACUGCUCAGCCUCUUAGUCCUAACCAGGGAAGAGUGGCUGUUGUCAUCAGACCUCCUCUUACUCAAGGCAAUCUGAGAUAUAUGGCUGAAAAGACAGAUUUCUUCAAGCAUAUAGCUUUAACUCUUUGGGACCAGUUGGGUGAUGGAACUCCUCAGCAUCAUCAGAAGAGUGUGGAGCUCUUCUACCAGCUGCACAACCUCGUUCCAUCUUCUAGCAUUUGUGAAGAUGUUAUUAGUCAGCAGCUGACUCACAGAGACAAGAAAGUAAGAAUGGAAGCUCAUGCUAAGUUUGCAGUGCUAUGGCAUCUCACCAGAGACCUUCAUAUUAACAAGUCGUCUUCCUUUGGCCGUACCUUUGACAGGUCUUUGUUUAUCAUGCUGGAUAGUCUCAAUAGCUUGGAUGGUUCUACAUGGUCAGUGGGACAAGCCUGGUUAAAUCAAGUGCUUCAAAGACAUGAUAUUGCAAGGGUUCUUGAACCUUUGCUCCUACUCCUUCUCCAUCCGAAAACUCAGCGGGUUUCUGUUCAGCGAGUACAGGCUGAAUGUUACUGGACUAAAUCUCCCAAUCACCCCGAAGAAGAAAAUGAAAAGCAGUUCAUGCAGAAGUUUAGCUGUGCUGAUGCAUUUUCCCAUGUGCCUGUAAACCAAGGACAACUUAUUAUACCUAAAGAAGGCAAUGAAAAACAACUUGCUAUGGAUGAAAUGGAGAACUUCAGCCUCACUGUCAACCCUCUGAGUGACAGGCUUUCCCUGUUAAGUACCAGCAGUGAGACCAUACCAAUGGUUGUGUCUGAUUUUGAUCUUCCUGACCAUCAAGUUGAAAUACUGCAGAGUUCUGACUCAGGCUGUUCUCAGUCAUCUACUGGAGACAACAUCAGUUAUGAAGUGGAAACAGAAAGCCUGAGUGCUCAAGAUAGCUCUCAGACUCUGAAAGAAGACUCACCUGAUGAAAUUGUGCAACAAGUGGUUACAGAUCUCAUAUGCAAAGUUGUAAGUGGUCUCGGAGAAGAAGUUGAACUAGUUAAAGAUAGUAUACACACUGAGGAUACUUCAUGUAAAUUCAGUUCUUUGGAUAACUCUGUAGAGAUGGCAAAAAAUGAUGAUCAAAAUAUUGAAAGUAGUCAGAGUAGUUUGCUUAGUAAUGGCAGCUCACAGUUGCUAUCAGCCUCAACUGAGACUGGACUUGAGAGCUUAGGAGAUGAAAUUUCAAGAAAUAACUCUUCACCUUGUAUUGCAGAAAGCCAGCAAUCUUUCUCUGAUCUCACUCUUUCUUCCACUGAAUCAAAGUCCAGAAAGCGAAGCCACAGUAGUAUUCAGUUCAGCUUUAAAGGAAAGCUACCAGAAAAAAUGUCAGAAAAAGAAACAAUCGUUAAAGAGGCUGGUAAGCAACCAGGUGCAAAACCUAAGGUGAAAAUAGCCAAAAAGAAAGAUGAAGAGAAGAAGAAAUCACAAACAGAAAAGCUUAAGCAAACAAAUGUCUUUUUUAGUGAUGGUCUUGAUUUAGAAAAUUGGUACAGUUGUGGAGAAGGAGAAAUUUCAGAAAUAGAAAGCGAUGUGGGGUCCCCAGGAAUGCGAAAAUCUCCUAACUUCAAUAUCCAUCCACUGUAUCAACAUGUGCUGCUUUAUCUCCAGCUGUAUGACUCUUCAAGGACAUUGUAUGCUUUUUCUGCAAUUAAAGCAAUUCUGAAAACAAAUCCUUCAGCUUUUGUAAGUGCCAUCUCCACUACCAGUGUCAACAACGCAUACACUCCUCAGCUUUCAUUGCUCCAGAAUCUUCUAGCCAGGCAUCGGAUAUCUGUUAUGGGCAAGGAUUUCUACAGUCACAUCCCGGUUGAUUCUAACCAUAACUUUCGGAGCUCUAUGUACAUAGAGAUUCUUAUCUCCUUGUGUUUAUACUACAUGCGGAGCCACUAUCCAACUCAUGUGAAAGUCACCUCACAAGAUCUAAUAGGAAACCGCAAUAUGCAAAUGAUGAGUAUAGAAAUUCUGACACUUCUCUUUGCUGAGUUGGCAAAAGUGAUAGAAAGCUCUGCCAAAGGCUUUCCUAGUUUUAUUUCAGACAUGUUGUCCAAGUGCAAGGUCCAGAAAGUGAUCCUGCAUUGUCUGCUGUCUUCUAUCUUCAGUGCACAGAAAUGGCACAGUGAAAAGAUAGCUGGAAAAAACAUAGUGGCUGUAGAAGAAGGUUUCUCUGAAGACAGCCUUAUAAAUUUUUCUGAAGAUGAAUUUGACAAUGGCAGUACUCUGCAGUCACAACUUUUAAAAGUACUUCAGCGGCUGAUUGUGCUGGAACACAGAGUAAUGACUGUGCCUGAAGAAAAUGAAACGGGGUUUGACUUUGUCAUAACAGACUUGGAGCACAUCGGUCCCCAGCAGCCAAUGACUUCUCUUCAGUAUUUACAUUCCCAGCCAAUAACCUGCCAAGGCAUGUUUCUCUGUGCAGUGAUACGAGCUUUACACCAGCACUGUGCCUGUAAAAUGCAUCCCCAGUGGAUUGGCCUUAUCACUUCUACGUUGCCUUACAUGGGAAAAGUUCUUCAAAGGGUGGUUGUUUCAGUGACUCUUCAGCUCUGCAGGAACUUGGAUAAUUUAAUUCAGCAGUAUAAAUAUGAAACUGGAUUAUCUGAUAAUAGGCCUCUCUGGAUGGCAUCAGUCACUCCCCCAGAUAUGGUUCUUACUUUACUAGAAGGGAUCACAACAAUAAUUCAUUACUGCCUCCUGGAUCCAUCUACGCAGUAUCAUCAGCUUUUGGUUAAUGUAGAUCAGAAGCACUUGAUUGAAGCACGCAAUGGGAUACUAUCUAUCUUGCAUAUGAUCAUGUCUUCUGUGACUUUGCUGUGGAGCAUUCUGCACCUUGCAGAUUCUUCGGAGAAAACUGCUGCUGCUGCUGCUGCAUCCAUUACCACUAUUAAUCUUGGGUCAACAAAGAAUUUGAGGCAACAGAUCCUGGAACUUUUGGGUCCGAUUUCAAUGAAUCACGGUGUUCACUUCAUGGCUGCCAUUGCAUUUGUAUGGAAUGAAAGGAGGCAAAACAAAAAUACUUCUAGGACAAAGGUUAUACCUACAGCAGGUGAAGAACAACUUCUACUGGUCGAGCUGGUUCGCUCUAUCAGUGUUAUGAGAACAGAGACUGUUAUACAAACUGUGAAAGAAGUUUUGAAGCAGCCUCCAGCCAUAGCAAAGGACAAGAAACAUCUUUCAUUGGAAGUCUGCAUGUUGCAGUUUUUCUAUGCGUAUACUCAAAGGAUUCCAGUGACCAGCUUAGUAGACAGCUGGGCAGCACUGCUGCUUCUAUUAAAAGAUUCCAUACAGGUUGGUCUUCCAGCUCCAGGACAGUUUCUCAUACUUGGCGUUCUUAAUGAGUUCAUCAUGAAAAACCCAAGUCUGGAGAAUAAGAAAGAUCAAAGAGAUCUCCAGGAUGUAACGCACAAGAUAGUGGAUGCCAUUGGGGCGAUUGCUGGUUCUUCCUUGGAACAGACUACUUGGCUAAGACGAAACUUAGAGGUUAAGCCUUCCCCCAAGAUUAUGGUUGAUGGAAACAACUUAGAAUCAGAUGUUGAAGAUAUGUUGUCUCCAGCAAUGGAAACUUCAAACAUAACUCCAUCUGUUUAUAGUGUCCACGCAUUGACCUUACUUUCUGAGGUUUUGGCUCAUCUUUUGGAUAUGGUUUUCUACAGUGAUGAAAAAGAGAGGGUUAUUCCUUUGCUCGUAAAUAUUAUGCACUAUGUUGUGCCCUACCUCCGUAAUCACAGCGCUCACAACGCAUCCAGCUAUCGAGCCUGUGUCCAGUUAUUAAGCAGUCUUAGCGGGUAUCAGUACACAAGGAGAGCAUGGAAAAAGGAAGCAUUUGACCUCUUCAUGGAUUCCAGUUUCUUCCAGAUGGAUGCUUCAUGUGUUAACCAUUGGAGAGCUAUUAUGGAUAAUUUGAUGACACAUGACAAAACCACAUUCAGAGAUUUGAUGACACGAGUGGCUGUGGCUCAGAGCAGUUCACUCAACCUGUUUGCUAACCGGGAUGUGGAGCUGGAGCAGCGCGCUAUGCUCCUGAAGAGACUCGCGUUCGCAAUUUUUAGCAGUGAGAUAGACCAAUACCAGAAAUACCUUCCAGAUAUACAAGAAAGGCUGGUAGAAAGUCUCCGGUUGCCACAGGUGCCCACCCUUCAUUCCCAAGUGUUCCUGUUUUUCAGAGUAUUGCUUUUAAGAAUGUCUCCACAGCAUCUUACCUCACUUUGGCCAACCAUGAUCACUGAACUGGUGCAAGUGUUUUUACUGAUGGAACAGGAGCUCACUGCUGAUGAAGACAUUUCCAGAACUUCUGGCCCGUCUGUUGCUGGUCUGGAGACGACUUACACAGGUGGCAAUGGCUUCUCCACAUCCUACAACAGCCAGAGGUGGUUGAACCUGUAUUUGUCCGCUUGUAAAUUUCUGGACUUGGCCCUAGCUUUACCAUCUGAAAACCUGCCUCAGUUCCAGAUGUAUCGUUGGGCUUUUAUUCCAGAAGCAUCAGAUGAUUCAGGCUUGGAAGUACGAAGACAGGGUACACAUCAGAGGGAAUUCAAACCGUAUGUGGUGCGUCUGGCAAAACUGUUGCGCAAAAAGGCAAAGGACAAACAGGAGGACUUUAAGACGGUGGUUUUGGAGGGAAUGGAGAUGGCCAAGCAUCAGAAAAACCCGGAGGAGGAUGGCUCAGGGAAAACACUAAGUUGGGAACCAGGUCACUUGCUUUUAACAAUCUACACCGUUCGCAGCAUCGAGCAGCUUUUGCCUUUCUUCAACGUACUCAGCCAAGUGUUUAACAGCAAAGUCACAAGCAGAUGUGUUGGACACUCAGGGAGCCCUGUCCUUUACCCCAGCUGUUUUCCGAGUAAGGACAUAAAAAUGGAGAACCUCAAGACCUUCUCUAGCAAAGCAAGACAAAAGAUAGAAGAAAUGGUUGAGAAGGAUUUUCUUGAAGGUGUCAUAAAAUCAUGAACCAAACUGGUACUACGCAGCCUAUGUGAAGUGUAACUAUUUAAAUGAAAUACUGUAUCUUUCCCAGGUGUAUAGUAUUCUUUUCUUACUUUGUAUGUAAUGAAAUACUUAAUGUUGUAUUUAAGUUAAAUAUUUGUAAAUAAGAGAAAAGUUCUGGAUGUGGCCUGAAUCAAGUUUAAAUAUUGGUGGCUCAUAUUGAUUAUGGUGCCUACUAUUUGCAGUAAAUGUUUUGUUGUCUUGAGUUCUGUCUUUAAAAAAAACUAAAAAAAAAAUACAAGGUGCACAUUUUUCCAAUUUGUUUCCAGUUUAUUUCUGUCUUUUUUUUUUAAAUCUAUUAGAACUUGUGCUUAUUUAAUAAUCUGGAAAAUGCCAUUAUGUCAGGAGUUAAUACAGGACUACAAGAACAACGUCAGAGGUAGACACCCUGAAUCAAAGUAAGCUGAGGAGGACACUUGUGUGUUUAAAAUACUACAUCCCUUGACCCAGCCCCUUCAUGGUGCUGGGCAGCAGUAAGGGCCACAGAAGACAAACUUGUCUCUGUCCCUUCCCUCUUAAGUGUGAUUAUAAAUGCUAUUACUGCAAAUCACUUUCUAAUUAAUUUCACAAAGUAUCUAAUGAAGAUAAUAUUGCAAUAAUAAGUUAUUAUUUGCAAAUGUUCUUUUUUAUUUUAUUGUUUCCCCCUCGAACUGAGGUAAACUGAAUCUGAAGACUAGUGACAGCCUGUGCCUUAUGCUGUUUGCCCACAGAUGACUGGGCUGCUGUGGGAAGGUGGGGAUGAUGUUCCUGCAGCAGGCACUGUGCUGCAGCCACUGUGAGCACAGUCACAGCAGAGCUCCAGUCAUGCAGCCAUGGCCAGUGCUCUGAGGGUACGGGAGCUGGAUUUCAGGCACAAUGUGACAAUGAAUUAAGCUGGGCUGGGGCAGAUUUCCUUCUAGGCAUGGCCAUGGCCUGUCAAGAACUUAGACAAACUUGGGGAGGGGAACAUUCAGCAGCAAGUGCAUCUCAUUAAGAGGUAAGUUGCUAAAGGAGGUAAAGAAUAAAUGGAAAAAUAUUCUGUUCAGUUCUGAUCAAUGCUUGUUAUCCCAGGAAGGGUUCAGUACGUGCACAAGAGCACGUGGUAAAAAAAGUAAUAUUAAAAGAUAAGCAAAGCUGUGUAAUUUAA
Molecule: messenger RNA, 9716 nt
Organism: Pipra filicauda (Wire-tailed manakin)
Lineage: Eukaryota; Metazoa; Chordata; Aves; Passeriformes; Pipridae
Gene: DOP1A
Product: DOP1 leucine zipper like protein A
Exons: 33
Coding region: 2054-8554 (2166 amino acids)
Biological process (GO): Golgi to endosome transport
Cellular component (GO): endosome; trans-Golgi network
Source: RefSeq, a predicted model, not a curated record